Molecule: messenger RNA, 1949 nt
Organism: Chaetomium strumarium
Lineage: Eukaryota; Fungi; Ascomycota; Sordariomycetes; Sordariales; Chaetomiaceae
Product: Phox domain-containing protein
Exons: 1
Coding region: 347-1453 (368 amino acids)
Molecular function (GO): phosphatidylinositol binding
Source: RefSeq, a predicted model, not a curated record
GCGUGACCUCGGGCACCGCCAAUAUCUUCAAAUCCAUCCAUCCAUCCAUCCACAUUUCGUCUCUCGCGGUUGUUCUUUUCAGCAUUUUACACUCUAGAGAUACCCAAUUUUCCUUUCUCUUUGUUCCCAUUCCCACCCGCCAAGACCACUCAGGAACCCCCAGCAUCAGCCUUACCGCUCUCGAACGGGAAGGCGCUCUGAAUCGCCGACCGACGGUCCAAACUACGCAACCUUCACGCCACCAAGACAAUUGCUUGUCCCCCAACUCCACGAGUAGCGAUCGACACAUAGUCCCAACACACUGUCGGGAAAAACAACGGACGGCACUUCUUAGAGCAAGAGAGCUAUGGCCCCGCCACUAGAGAUCUCCAUCCCGACCACCAGCCUACACACGCCCGCCGACGGCUCCAAGCCCUACACGCUGUACAACAUCACGCUCCGCCUGCCGCUGCGCUCUUUCGUCGUGCAGAAGCGCUACUCCGAUUUCGUCGCCCUGCACAACGCACUGACCUCCUUGGUCGGCUCCCCGCCGCCCGAACCGCUCCCGUCCAAAUCCUGGUUCCGCUCCACCGUCUCCUCCCCGGCCCUCACCGAGCAGCGCCGCGUCGGGCUCGAGCGCUACCUCCGCGCCAUCGCCGAACCGCCCGACCGCCGGUGGCGCGACACGCCCGCCUGGCGGGCCUUUCUCAACCUGCCCAGCGGCGCGGGCGCGUCGGUGUCGGGCGUGAGCGUCGACGGGCGGGCGCAGCCUGUGGCGGGCACGAGGGAUGCCACGCUGGCGGCGGCGAGUGAUCCGGCGCGUUGGGUGGACCUGCGCGAGGAGCUGAGGGAGUUGUUGAAAGAGGCGAAUUGGGUCUUGAGCCAGAACCAGGAUGCUAAGGAGCCGGCUGAGCGGAGGGCGGCGGCUGCGAAGGCGAGGAUGGCGCUGUUGAAGGCGGGGAAUCUGUUACUUGUCCUGAAGGAGGGGUUGAAUAGUAUGAAGAAGGACGGCAGGUUGGGGGAGGGUGAGUUUGUGAGGAGGAAGGACUUCCUAGAUGUUGCGAGUAAGCAGAGGGAUGAUUUCGAGAGGAUCGUGUCGGAUUUCGCGGUGAAGGGUCUAAGCGGAGGUGGCGGGAGCGCAAGCGGUGUUGCGAGUGAGAGUGAUAGGGCCAAGUUGGGCGUUACUGGUGCGCGGAGACCGGUGGGGAGGACGAUCGGCCGGCCGCUGCCCGAGACGGAGCGGACGAGGGAGCUCGACAACACGGGCGUGCUGCAGAUGCAGAAGGAGGACAUGCGCGAGCAGGACGAGAGGGUCAACGAGAUUGGGAGCACGGUUCAGAGACUCAAGACACACGCCAUUGCGAUCAACGAUGAGAUUACCUACCAACUGGGGCAGCUGGAUCUCGCAAAGGAAGGCGCGGAUUCCCUGGAGCGCAAGCUCGCCGUCGCCAACAGGCGGGCCAAGCAGCUCUGACGGGAACCGCCGCCUCCCCGGGAAGAUACGGGUACGGAUACGAAUGAUGCUUCGUCCACGGCUUCUGUCGGUAAUGCCUCGUUCGGGAUGGCUGCCGCAGCGACUCCACACGAGAAGAUGGACGAGCAGGGGCAGGGAGGCGGCGUAGUCGACACCAUGCUGGUGCUCAUGGUUAAACUUGUUUUGGCCGGCGUUCAGGGGAUGGCAUUGUUAGAGUGGCUCCUAACCAAGGUGUGCGGGGCGUUGGUUUGGCUUGUCGAGCUGGGUAUGCUUUUGGUGCUACCCCCAAGUUGAGUGUCCUUGGUCAUUCGGUAUACGAUCAGAGGGUAUAUAACGGGCUGGUUACCUUAGUUGCUACGGUGCCUUGGAGUUGCAACAAGGCUUUCGAGCACAGCAAGUAUGUUCAUGGGUUCUAUCUCUACUUGUACAAGACAAAAUAUACGUCACAACGAGCUUUCAUUACAGUUCCACUUUACCUGGGUGGUCACACUUCGUC